UAAAAGCUACCAUGGACACUUUGACAUCUUUGACGCCUAUGAUAGAUAAAGGAAUUGGAAGAUAUGUACUGAAAAAUAUCGAGCAGUUGGAUGGAUGUGUCCGUUUUAGAAGCUGUAUUUGACCAUCAGGUCACUACGGGACAGGUUGUGUAGUACUGUUGGAAUCUAUAGAUCGUCAUUCACAAACUGAACAUCAAGGGAAUAUUUCUAUGUGCCGUUGAUCCUCGAGAAGCUUGGAUAAAUGUGGAUGGAAAUGUAACUUGUACGGCAAGUGGAAAUAAAUGUGCAAACCCUUCACACAACUCUCUCUCGCCUUCGUGAUUGAUGAAUUACAACAGUACCUACGAUGUCAAGCCAAUUGAAACCUGCUGCUACUGCCACUACAAAUAGACAUUGGUCUUUUAUUUUUGAAAAGCCAGCAGCGGAAGUGUUAUUUCUAACUUGACCAUAGAGAGCGCACAGAUGCUGUACAUGUAAAGCAGUGGCGGGUUGCUGGUGCUGCUUCUGUGGCUCGGCUCCCUCUUUAACAUCGAAGGACAUUGUUGUAUUUUAUUUGUAUUUCCCCCUUUUUUUUCGUCACAUUUCGACUCAUUUGGACUUUGUGCGGUUUGUCUUCUAUUCUCCUCGCGCUGAACUUGCCAUGAGCAUCACACGGCUGGAGACCUGAAGCGUCGGGUCCGGAGGAGGUGAAGAUGCCUCAUGGACCGCUCCAUCGGCACCAGUGCGCCACUUCAGGGCAUCGACAACCCAGAAUAACAAAGAAAUGCCGAGGUUUAGCGUCAGAUGGAUGGUGGCGCUGCUGCUGAUUGUCUUGGUCGGCGGCGCUUUCUUUUUCUGCGAGUAUCUCAUCUACUUCCCGGCCAUCCUGCAGUGCGCCUGGCCGAAGACCAGCCAUGCCCGGGCAGGGACCGAGGGCACGGACGGCCGCCCCGCGCAGGACACAGCCGUCCGUGCGAUGGUUCUGUCGGACACGCACCUCCUGGGAGCCGUGGGGGGACACUGGUUCGACAAGCUGAGGAGGGAAUGGCAGAUGGAGCGAGCUUUCCAGACCGCGCUGUGGCUGCUCAGGCCCGAGAUUGUCUUCAUUCUCGGGGACAUCUUCGACGAAGGCAAGUGGAGCUCGCAGAAGCACUGGGAGGACGACGUGCGCCGCUUCCACAGGAUGUUCAGACACUCCACUGACACAGAACUGGUUGUGCUGGUUGGAAACCACGACAUCGGGUUCCAUUAUGAGAUGGACUGGUUCAAGCUGCAGCGCUUCGAGAAGGUCUUCAACGCUUCCUCCACCAGGAUUGUCACCAAAAAGGGAGUGAACUUCCUGCUGGUGAACAGCGUGGCUCUGCACGGCGACGGCUGCCCCAUCUGCCAGUCAGUGGAGAAGGAGCUGAUCAAACUCUCCAAAGAUCUCAACUGUUCCCUUCAGAGCUCGCAGGCUGGCGGUGGAUCAACGGACGGCUGUGACGGCUCGCAGCUCUUUCCUCCCUCGUCCCCCAUCAUGUUACAGCACUAUCCUCUGUACAGAGUGAGUGACGCUGGCUGCACAGGACAGGACGCUGCACCGCCUGAAGAGCGACACCUGCUGUUCAGGGAGAAGUAUGACGUGCUGUCUAAGGAGGCCUCACAGAGGCUGCUGCAUUUGUUCAAGCCCCGCCUCAUCCUCAGCGGACACACCCACAGCGGAUGUGAGGUUCUCCAUGACAACAAGUACCCCGAGAUCAGCGUUCCGUCCUUCAGCUGGAGGAACAGGAACAACCCCAGCUUCAUCCUGGCGUCGGUGUCGCCUGACAGUUACACUCUGUCCAAGUGUUUCCUGCCGGAGGAGAGCACGGUGAUCGGCGUGUACUGCUCGGCGGGCGCCUGCCUGAUGCUGCUCGUCCUGGCUCACUGUAUGUGGAUAAAAGGCCUGCUGCAGUGCUCCAGCCUCUGUCUGCUGGGCAAGCACAAGUCUCUGUGAACUACGUUACCCAGAGCGCACCUCGGGGUGGCAGGACAGAACUACGAAGUGGGCAGUUUACAGAUAACUCGAUGUGAGGAUUCGCAAAUGUGACUUUCCUCCUCGGAACGGGCGAAGACGUCCGGUCGUACCAUCUCCAAUCGUGAGCGCAAGUGUUCUUCAGCACUGUGAAGGACUCGAAUAUAGAUUUUAAAUGUCUUUAAAGGACUAUUCUGCUGUUUUUAUGUGGGCCACAUAUGGGGGAACUUCUCUUGUAACUUUCGGAAUCACUUAUUACAAAUCAAACAAGCAGAUUUGUACGUUCUAAAGACCCCCUGCUCUUAUUUUAAGGUGUUACAGUCACAUGUUAGUAUGCUGGUAAUUGAUGUCUCUGUCACUCUGAUGAUUAACUGUGAUCUGCUGUAAACACUUUGUUGUUGUCGUCGUCAUCUGACCGUCCAUCCGGUCAACUCUUGUUUUUAUGAAGCACAUUUAUGUAUUUAUUGCUGACAUUUUGUGCCAAAUGUUUGUGAGAUUUUAUUUUAUUUUUUUGCCAAACUGUAAAAACAUUUCUGAUGAACUGUACAUAAAUAAAAGAGAGUAUUAAGACGA
Molecule: messenger RNA, 2545 nt
Organism: Solea solea (common sole)
Lineage: Eukaryota; Metazoa; Chordata; Actinopteri; Pleuronectiformes; Soleidae
Gene: mppe1
Product: metallophosphoesterase 1
Exons: 9
Coding region: 764-1954 (396 amino acids)
Biological process (GO): endoplasmic reticulum to Golgi vesicle-mediated transport; GPI anchor biosynthetic process
Cellular component (GO): endoplasmic reticulum-Golgi intermediate compartment
Molecular function (GO): phosphoric diester hydrolase activity
Source: RefSeq, a predicted model, not a curated record